AUGCAGUCGUGGUCAAACCAAGGACAGAAUGGCACUGAUGGUCACGACUCGUGGCAGUCCAAUUUCAAUUUCUCAAAUCAGAAUGCCCAGUAUGAUCACAGCCAAUCCUGGUCUCAGCCCAUGCCGGGUCAGGACUACGGAAGGCAGAUGAACUCGUCAGACCUUGCUACCAAUUUCCUGCAUGAUCCCCAUUCGUUUUCCAACUACGACGACAACCACGGCUCCUUCGAUCUAGGCCCGCAAUAUCCCUCUCAGGAUGUCCUGGAUCCUGCUUUCGCAAACAUACAGCCAGAAUUGUACAACCAGCAGGAUAAACUUGGUCUUUCGGGGGACAACAUCCACCAAAUGGAGCAGCUUCAAAGGCAUCCCCAUUCUCAAGCACAGGGGUUUUCCAACCACGACUAUUCGACCUUUGCACCUCAGCAUGAGCAGUCGUUUCCCUCCCCUCCCUCACAAUUCUCUCAGCCCCAGGUGAUGCCACAAGCCUCGAAGCCACAAUCUCACACGCCGGUUCAGUCGUACAGCAACGUUCAGCCGAAUAACUUUGCUCAGAACCAGCUACGCCCAAGCCAGCCUUCGCCUGGGCAGCACCAGCAGCAUCAGCAGGCUUACAAUCCCAAUACAUCCUAUGGACACGUCAACGGCCACGGCGCACAGUAUCAGCCAAGUCCUGUGAAUCAUACGAACUACCAGAUUCAACAACCUGUCUAUCAGCAGCAGCAGCAGCAACCACAGGCACAAUCACCGGCUCAAUCACACCCUCACGCCCAGCAUCCUUCAUAUGCCUCGCCGAAGCCGUUCACCUACCAGCAGCAGCCGCAGCACGCGCCGGCACACGGGUUUCCCCAACCCGGUCUGCAACAAAACGGCCAGCCUCGAUUAAGCCAACCAGUGGUCUCGGAUCCUCAUCCAUCACACCCUAUCCCAGCCGAACAUGCCCCUGUUCAACUGCAGCCCACUGAGGCGCCGGCCAAAAAGAGAAAGCGAACAGUGAACUCGACGACGGACUCGCCGAGUUUGGAGAACUCACCGCAACGUUUCAAUUCGCCGAUGGAGUCUACCGUUAGGAAGGCAGAGGAGAUUGAUGCACUAAUCCCCCCCACUCCAUCCCCGGAGGAUUUGGUUUUGUUGCAACAGUUCAAUAAGCGCCCAAAGGGUGCUCAGGCAAAGUUUCCUCCCAUCAAGGGCCUUCCAUAUUUAGCCAACGACGCCACUAUUAAACUUCCAGUCCCAAAGAGCUAUGACAAGCUGGCGCCCUUGGUUGCAUUGCCUCCUCGUAGCAAACGGUCUAUUGUCCCUGAACUUGGCUAUGACUUACCUUGUGAAAUUCAAGGAAAGUUCACCAACCUGUAUCGCCCAGCGUUCGAUAAGAUAGGCCUGGACGAGAGGAGAAUAGAAGCGAAAACCCUUCUUGAUGAGUUCGACCGCUCCAUGAAGUCCCUUGGCAAGAAACGGCCAAAGUACACCGAAUAUCCCCAUGCAUUCAAGGAACAACUCAAAGCGGACGAAGCAUCCAAAAAUAAAGCCGAGAAGAAGGCGAAGAGAGAGCAGGAGGAAGAGCGCAAGGAUGAACGCAACAAACCCGUUCGCCCCCCCACACGACCCUCCGACCCGAUCGAAGCUGCAAGAUGGGAUGCCAUUGGGAUUGUUUAUAUCGAUCCUUCCGAAACCAAAACCAAUUCUCUUGUUGCCAGCCGGGUUCAGCAGGCAGGAGACUUUUUCAUCAAGCUUCGCAGCGAAAUGAAUCAGGCCAAGCAAGAACUAGAUCAGGCUACCAAAGAAAGUAAAACCGAUCCCGAACUUCAAGAGCUGAAGAAGAUAUACGAGAGAAAGAAACAAGCACUCUUCAAAGUGCUUGAUGACACGGUUGAACAUGCCGAUGACUCGGUCUUGAACAACCUAGGAGGCCAUCAUAAACUGGUAUUAAGUCUCAUCAAUGUCUUGAUUUUUUCUAUCAAGGCCGGUGACUUCUCGGGAGAGCUUCCGAAAGUCGUCCUGGAGCUCUUUACUCAUUUCCAGAUCACGAGAAAAAUCGCUGAAACCACCAACUUCGAUACAGUGCGGAAGCGAUUUGCAGAAAAGGGCGACAGUGACGUCAGAGAGCUGGUCCGUGAGAUUUCAGCCAAAAUCAAGAAAUAUCUCAGAUUGAUUGAAGAGUCGACUGGAUACACAGGCACCUCAGCUGCUAGCAGAGCUGCCAAGGCACCCAAGCCUGCCGCGGGUUCUACUGUCAAGAGAGGACGUGAUGAUGAUACGAGCGCCGAGACCAGGAUUGUGAAGAAGGUUGCAGUUGAGCCAGGGAGCGGUUCUCUUAGUAAGAAACUUGCCCAGCCCAAACUCCAACUUACAUCAGCGUCCAAAACUACUGCCGCCAAGGCCGCGGCGUCCUCUCUGCAGCUGGACAAGCAACGCACAGUGGCCAAGCCGCUGUCAAAGGCCGAGCCUGUGACUGGUAGCGACCACGCGAAGACAUCAAGCGAUGAUAAGCCCAGACUCGAACACAAGAAGCCCCUAGCCAAAGUAGAAAAGACCAAGCCAAACCCAGCCAAGGCCGAUCCCAGAGCGACAGUUCCGAAGACGGCUGCACCCCCUUCUGCUUCCAGUUCUGCUCUAUCUGGAAUUGCUUCUUUGUUAGAUUCUAUCAACGCCCCCCGACCUGUAACACCACCUGCUGCAAAAGAGGGCAAAGAAUCUGAAUUGCCGGAAACAGCAGAGGAAAAGGCCAAAAGAUUGCGUAAAGAAGCGCGGCGUAAGCUUCGCGUAACUUGGAAGCCCGACUCUGAGCUCGUGCAGGUAAAGACCUUUGAGAAGGAAGAAGGCGAAGAUCUCGGACGAGACGUCAAUAUGAUCCGUGAUGCUGCCGAUGACCGCGCGGAGGGCAUGGUGCUCAAGCGGGGAGUUGACGUUGAAGAAGAGGACGAGGACGAGGACAUUCCAUACCAACCCUGGCUUGGGCCCAUCCUCUCCGAUCUUUCUUCCCUUUCCGAAGAAGCAAGAAAGAAGAAUUACACUACACGCGGAGGGCAAGUUUCCUUCUCGACUGAGGAGCAAAAGCGUAUCGCUGAACGGGGCCAGCGGGAGCUUAUGGCUAUCUAUGCCGACCCCUCCGACAUCCCUCCUUCGCCAAAAUCGCCUCCCCCAGAAGAUUAUAGCCCUGUCGACCCCAAGGUUGGACACUUUCCUACUGAAGGCUCUGCUUUCGAGGAAAUUCAGCUUCGUUGGCGAGAUGGGCAACAAAUGGGAGUUGAUGGCGCCCUGUACAGCGCAAAUCAGCGUCUUAAUGCGAAGUCGGGCUCAUCUGACAAAUUGGAAUCAAUCUUAGGCAGCCUGCGGAAGACCCCUUCCCAAUCUCAGGGAUCCUCUUCGUCAGGUGCCAGUAAGCGACCUGCUGUAAUUGAUACCAACGUGCCUCUCGUUAUGGGUGUCGCGUUAACGGAACAGGUUCUUUCAUUGCUACGGUCUGAUGCAGCUAAGAACUGGAAAGACCCCCAACCUGUUAGUGGAGAUCCCAACCGGAUACAUCAGUAUAGCGACCCAGCUACACAGGUUGCCGGAAAUGCUGUAGAGCUCCUUGCGUCUAGUCUUGCAGGCAAGCCCUUCCCAGCUACUGCGCCACCAUCUUGGCUUUCCCAAGAUGAGGAGAGAGUCCGUGAAUGGUGGUUGUGUUACAAUAAAGAGUCAGCUAUCAGACACAAGCGGGCCGAAGAGGAGCAUGGCAGGGCCGAGGCUGAGGCGAAUGCGCUCCGAGCCGCCGCCGCCGCAACUGCCGCCGCCUCGACGACGACACCAGCCCAGGCAAGCAAUCCUGAAUGGGCAGCGUACUAUGCUCAGCAACAGCAAGCCUAUGCACCCUACAUGGCAAUCUUACAGCAGAUGAAUGCGGGUCAGAACCAAAACUCUCAGGCACAGCCUUCCCAGCAGAGCCAGGUGACCAAUGACCAGCUACAGUCCAUUCUCGCAGCAAUGAACCAGCAGCCCCAGGCCCAGCAGCAACAACAACCAUCAGCGGCGCAGCCUCAGAAUCCAGCAAGCUUCCUAAACCCCAAUGACACAUCGUAUCAGCAAUUGAUGAUGCUCACACAGCUGGCUCAAGGAAACAUGCAAGGACAAUCCAGUGGUGAUCGUGAGCACGACCGUGAGCAUGACCGUGAGAGGAACUGGGAUCGCCAUGACCGUAAUGACGACUACGGCCGAGAUAGAUACAGAGACAAGGACAGCAAGAAGAAGAAGCCAGGCCCAACAACCAUCCACAAACCACCCAACGCCGCUCUAAUCGGGACAAAGCCUUGCUCUUUCUGGCAGCAAGGAAAAUGUGCUCGUGGCGAACAUUGCACAUUCAGACACGACUGA
Molecule: messenger RNA, 4350 nt
Organism: Clonostachys rhizophaga
Lineage: Eukaryota; Fungi; Ascomycota; Sordariomycetes; Hypocreales; Bionectriaceae
Source: the annotation of a GenBank genome assembly